AUGACAUUUCAUCGGCUAAAGGUGCCCAGUUUAGUGUGGCAUUCCCUCUGCUUCUGUGAAACAGCCUGUAGAACAGCUCGGACGCAGAGAGCCGAGCCGGCCCCGCCAAGCCGCCGCCCCGCCGGGUCUGCAGGUGGCGCCCCCAGUGGAAAGCCCGGACGCCGCGUCCCGCUGGGGGCGCACUCGGGGCCCGCGCCGCGGUUCGGAAGCCCGUUCGGCCGUUCCUUGAUGGCGGAGCGUUCUGAUUUAGUAAAUGUGUAUUCCCCACUCCGAGGACGCAGCGCUCGUCGCCGCCGCUUCUCUUUAAUAAUAAAUGCUGAACUUCAAACGCGGCGGAACCAGCCGGCUCCUCAGUGCUCGCCGGGGGGCGCGAGCCCGUGUGAAGCCACCGGUGGCCAUGAAAGACGGAACGUUUCUGGUUCCCGCGCUCGGUGGCCCAGAAUAAACUUGAGGAUGUCGAGGCGGCCGCCCCCCGCGCGCCGCCCGGGAGCCCCGGCUCCAUCUGCCCGCGGCCCGGAGGCGCCCCCUGCACGCCUCGCCCCGGGGACCCUCGGAGCCCGCGGCUCUGCCCCCCGCACAAUCUGGGCUGCGGCUCCCUCGGGCUUUUCGCGCUUCCUUUUACACUCGCGGUUUGGUCGAAAGCCAUCGCGCCCUUCCAGUGGGCCCGGGCGAGGGGUGGAGAGCGACCCGCGCUCCUGGGAACCUGCGGCCUCCGCGCGGGGACUCCGGGCCGCCCGCCCAGGCCCCAGCCCAGGGCUCAGCACGCGGGCGGCGUUGGCGCCAGCCUUCCAGCCCCUCGGUCUCGUGUUCCCUGGGAAAGGUAUGGAGACAAGAUUGGAAGCUCUUUUUCUACAACCGCUCACUAAAAACAACUGUGCGUGUUUUUAGCGAUGGGCUUGGAGUGCCCCUCUGUGGAAGAAGAUAUUGCCCUCAUCCUAAAGAUGGAUUGAUGAAGCCACCAACACUAUCAUGACUGCUCAAAGGAGGUAACUCAGUGUUCUCUAGGAACAACACAUGAAGAUGGGUAAGUCAUUUGGAAAAAAAAGUUUUUAUGAAAGAAAAAAUCAUCUACAGAUAAGACAGUGUGUAAGAAGCAAAGCUUUAUUCAUUUUGAGUCUCUUUAGGCCCAUGGUGGAGAAACUUGUCUUCCCUUUCACUGUAGUGUCAAUGUUUAGUAUACCAACAAAAAGAGGCUCUGGGGAAUCAAACACACACCCCAGGCUUCACAUAGUACUUCAGACUUAGUGCUGGGAGAAGCCUGAGAGAGCACAUGGUCUUGACUUUUUAGUGUCUAGGGAAGAAACUGAGACCCAGGGAAGAGAAGUGAAUAUAAAUGUCAUCGUACGAAGACUGAAAAGGCACUUCAAACCCUAAGUGGGGAUCAAGCUUCUGCACACCAAAACUUGUUUAUUACUCAGAAAACAACUGCAGGCCAGAUGCGGUGGCUCAUGCCUGUAAUCCCAGCACUUUGGGAGGCCAAGGUGGGUGGAUCUCUUGAACCCAGGAGUUUGAGACCAGCCUGGGCAACAUGGUGAAAACCCAUCUCUCCAAAAGAUUAGCCAGGCCUGGUGGUGUGCACCUGUAGUCCCAGCGACUUAGGAGGCUGGGGUGAGAGGUCACUUGAGCCCAGGAGGUUGAGGUUGCAGUCAACCAAGAUCGGGUCCCCACACUCCAGCCUGGGUGACAGAGCAGGGCCCUUCCUCAAGACUCUGUGGUCCAAUCUCAGAUAGCAAGCUUUGCUCUGAUACCCACAGCUUCUACUUGGCUUCAUAUGAUGUUUUCUUUUUUUUUUUCUUGAGACAGAGUUUCGCUCUUGUUACCCAGGCUGGAGUGCAAUGGCGCGAUCUCAGCUCACCGCAACCUCUGCCUCCUGGGUUCAGGCAAUUCUCCUGCCUCAGCCUCCCAAGUAGCUGGGAUUACAGGCACGCACCACCAUGCCCAGCUAAUUUUUUGUAGUUUUAGUAGAGACGGGGUUUCACCAUGUUGACCAGGAUGGUCUCAAUCUCUUGACCUCAUGAUCCACCCGCCUCGGCCUCCCAAAGUGCUGGGAUUACAGGUGUGAGCCACCGCGCCUGGCCCAUAUGUUGUUUUCUAAAUUGAUACCCACACAUGGCAAGGGAUACAUUCCACAGUGUAGGGAAUAUAGCCAGUAUAUGAAUAUCGAGUGCAGGGUCUCAUCAAGAUUAUUGCUUAGGAUGAGCCUACAGUUUAUGUAUCAGUGGUAGUCCAGCUUUUAUACUCAGUUUUUUAACUUUAAUUUUAGGGUUCAUAAAUAGCCAUGAACCUUCCAUAGAGUCAACCUUGCACACUGAAAGUGGAUUUUACAUGCUGCUAUAUUCACAGAAAAGCUUUGGAUACUCUGGAUAUGUAUAAAGGUUGAAGAGAAAAAAUUUCUAAAACUUUAAAGACUGUCAGUCUCAUUAAUGUCAAGCCACUGAUUUCUUUACCUCUCUUUUUUUUUUAACUUUUUAAAGAAAUGGAGCUCAUUGGCUUUCAGUAAUGUUCUCAGUCCUCUAUUUGUUUUGCAAGGAACUUCAAGUCUCUUCUGUAUGUAAUCUUCAAUCUGCCAAAUUGUAUGCAUGACUUGUGUUGGUGUUAAAAGAUAAUUGCUCAUUUGAACAUUCUAAAUCUAGCCUUCCAUGGCAAGUUUACACUCCUCGUUCAAGAUAAAGUGAAUGGGGAGAUCAUAAAACUGGAGCUAUGAGGAACACUGUUUGAUCACGGUAUGAUCGGUUUUGUUACUUAAUUACCUUGUUUAGAUUCAUCUGAAGAACCAGUUGUAAAUAUUUUAAACCUUAUUAAAGAAACACUUG
Callithrix jacchus (white-tufted-ear marmoset) is the source of this 2813-nucleotide messenger RNA. The record is from RefSeq and is a predicted model, not a curated record. Lineage: Eukaryota; Metazoa; Chordata; Mammalia; Primates; Cebidae.